GUAUGUCGCGACAGGGAUAUACUAAUUCACAAUAACACGUUUAUCAACUCAAAUAUUGACACACUCAAUCACGAAUGCAGACAGGCAUGGGAAACGGUACUCAAUGCGCCCUAUUUACAUUGUUGUGAAGUUACGCAUAUCCCGCUAUCUACCAGGAAGCUCCACAGUGAAAAAAAGAAGAAAUUGAUCACGCCGUAAGCCGUCCGACCUUGCAGGGAGGGCCACUCCUCGUGUAUCAGCGGGUCAACCGUCCACGAAUGUGUGUUACUUUGUAUUCAAUAUGGCGAAGUGGAUAACAGCUGAUAUAAUACUUCUGGCAUGUAUUUCUUUCAGUGUUUCAGUGUCUGGCCAGACAAUCCGACUGGUGUCCCCCCUGAGCAACGGUGUUGGGAGAAUUGAGGUGUUCUAUAACGGCACAUGGGGCACCGUUUGUGACGAUGGCUUUGGGGCAGAUGAAGCCAAGGUGGCCUGCAAACAACUGGGACGAUAUAAAAGCGGACUUACACCAAGGGCAAUUGAAACUUUUGGGUUUGGAGGAGGAAAGAUUUGGUUGGAUGGCGUGAGUUGCUCCGGUACCGAGUCAUCUUUGGCCAGCUGUUCACACAACACAUGGGGCGACAACGAUUGUAGUCACGGUGAAGAUGUUGGCAUCAUAUGUGAUCCAAGUGACAUAACGAUGAAGCUGACACCGAACUACAACAAAGGACUCCUACAGGUGUACCACUCCGGUAGAUGGGGCACAGUGUGUGAUGAUGAGUUUGGCCAAAUAGAAGCUUCAGUUGUGUGCAGGGCCCUGGGGUACCAAGGGGGAAAGGUAAUCGAUAAUAACAGUUCAAUAACAAUGUGGUUAGAUGACGUGCAGUGCACGAUGCGGAAUACAGAUCUUAAAGACUGCAAGCACAGACCAUGGGGGAGUGAUGACUGUAGCGACUCAGAAGCUGUAGGUGUCCAGUGUUUUUCAUUUCCUGAAGAUUCUACAGCGGCAAGACUUGUAUCCACCACCAGCACGCCAGGGGAGGGAGUGCUGGAGCUGUACCAUGGUGGACAAUGGGGUCGAGUCUGCUAUACUGGGUUCGGAGUGGAAGAGGCAACAGUUGUCUGUAGAAUGUUGGGACACAGCACUAGUGGGGCCCUCGCCAGCUUACAUUUAAACACCGGCAGUUCAUCAAGGCAUGUCAUCCUAGAUAAAGUCAAGUGUCUUGGCACAGAACUCUCUCUCAAUGAAUGUCUUCACUAUCCAUGGGGUAGUGUUACCUGUUCCUCAAGCGUAGCCCGAAUACAGUGUCUUUCUGCUAAUCUUCACAUACGCUUGAAUUCGACAACUCUCGGACGGGGUCGGGUAGAAGUACUCCACAACAAUGUCUGGGGAACAGUUUGUAGAAGGUCGUCGUUUUCCUCACAGGAGGCACAAGUUGUGUGUAAAAUGGCAAAUCUGCCCUGGACGACCGCCUCUGUGACUACAUCUUACGGGCCAGGUGAAGGAAUUAUUUGGCUGAGUAACGUCGACUGUACGGGAACCGAGACUUCCCUGGAUCAGUGUUCCCACUCUGGAUGGGGAACAGCGCCGAGCUGUUCUCACAGUAGUGAUGUGGGCGUGGUGUGUCGUGGAGCUGCCCUGGUAAUCCACCUGGAGCCGCCAGGAAGUGUCCUAAACGUCCUCCUUGGUCAGGUGAUCGGUGUCGUGUGUGUGGUCGACUACUCCAACUCCACGGUCACUUCGUUCCGCUGGACUCACAAUGGACAUCCCUACAGUGGACAGACCUUCAGUAAAACAGUAACAUCCAAGUCCGACUCUGGCAGUUUAACAUGCAGUGUAGGGAAUGUCCACGCCUCCACUCGAAUCAACGUGUGGUACCCCACAGUGGUACAUCUGGAACCACGAAAUGACACCCUGGAUGUCGAUAUAGGUGAGGACCUCAGUGUACGGUGUGUUGUGGAUGAUGGUAACCCUAGUGUCCACACAGUCCGAUGGUCUCACAACGGACAAACAGUUACUGGCCAUGGAUCGACAUUCCUCAAACGUAACAUAACAAAGUCUGACCAAGGAGAACUGGCCUGUACUGCUGAUAAUGGACACAUGAUGACACCUGGACGGGCAGUUGCAACUGUAAACGUCAGAUAUCCACCAGAGAUCCACCUGUCACCAAGGCAAGAUGUCAUCAGUGUCAUGGCUGGAGAUGCCGUUGAAGUCGAAUGUGUCGUCGACGACGCCAACCCUGCUGUCACCUCGUACACGUGGUGUCACAACGAUUAUAUCAGUCAUGGACAGACGUUUAUGAAGCAUGUGUCUCCUGAUGAUGCGGGAAACCUAUCGUGCUCUGCUACGAAUGAACAGGGAACAUCUACUGUACAAGCAAGGAUCAGGGUCUUGCAAGUUUCCUCGUUUAUCGGAAGUGAUGACACUAUAAGCCAGAAUAAACUGAUUGCCAUAGUAACAGGAUCUGUUGGCAUAGUUACCAUUAUCAUCCUCAUCAUCAUCGUUAUUCACCUGAGGAGGAGACUGCAUGCUGCAAAAUCUGAGCAUGAGCCAAAGAGAUCUGAACAGACGUCAAGGACAGAUGAAAUCCCUUCAAGAUGCUGCAAUUACGAGACCGUGGAGCGGCCUAGUGGAGGUCCUGAGAAUACCUAUUGCGAGAUUGGCUUGUCACAAACAACAGAUGGGAAUCCUGCCCACGUCUAUGGCAACACUGGAUUUGAAGAUGAAGAAAACAUACGUAAAAAAAAAGGAACUGCUUCGGGCACAAACUACGGCAACAUCCAGCUUGAAAUGAGCGAAAACAUACGUCAAAAAAGAGGAAAGGAGAGGAAAGUGAAAUCACCCAAAGGACAAGCGUACAAUGAUGAGCCCGUCUAUCAAAACACCACCUCCAGGGAACAGUCGUCCAUGUGAAUAUGGGUACUGAUGUCAUCACGUCACCUGAACACCUAUCUGUAUCUACGAUUAGUUUAUUUACGAUGCAUUUAUGCUACUAUAGUUCCUUAUUGUUAAUGUUACCAUGGUCAGAUUUUGUUAUUACACACGUAUAUGUGUAUGUAUAUAUAAUUAUUGUAUAACUCUAUAUGCCUACUCAUUGUUUACCUGUUGAUGGGGUAAGAAGUAGCCCUGAAACGUCGUUAAAAAGAUUAAAAUAAGUUGUUAUCCAUAAAGAAGUGCCACGUAUUCAGACAGACAUGCAGACAGUUUAGUCAGUAUGCAAGGCCAUAUGGUCAAUAGUACAGUUCAGUUUUAACAUAUGCAUAAAAAUCAACAUGAUCUUGAACAUAGCAUGAUAUAUUCUAAAUACAUGUUUCAAAUAUAUUCCGAAAGAUUUGAUAACAUCUUCAUUCGUGAAUUCAACGAACUGAUCAUUAAUUGAUUGUCUUUGUGUGUUAUAUCUAAAUAAGAUAGAAAUAUUAAUCUCAACAUUUUCAAUUUUUCACAUAUAAAAAGAACAUGAAACUCGUCUUCAAUCUCCUGGUUCGUACAGUUAGAACAUCUUCAAUUUACAAAAUCACUCUCAUUGGGUCUACGAUGUUUAUUGACAAGGAAGUUAUGGAGAGAUAUUCUUAAUUUACAAAGAGCUCUCAAUAAUGUUUUAUCUUUUAAUAUACUUAAAUAUUUUUCUGGUUGUAACAAUGAUUUGAUACAAGCAUGAUGCUUGAGAAAGUGUGAAGAGGAAACCUGUUGGUGCCAGUUUUGCGGAAAUAUAUCUAUAAAUCUUUGUUUGAAAAUAGUUUUUCAUUACGAGUGUCUUGUGAGAUCCAUUCAAAGGAAAAUCCAGUGUUAAAUAAUAUGCUCCUUACACCAGACACCAAUUCGUUUUCCCUUCACCAUCUUGCUUUAGCGUUUUGUAACAUUAAAAUGGGUACCUGUCAGCUUCCAUUUUUAAUAUCUAUUAUCCAGCAUUAACAACACGCAGCGACCAGUUUCACCAAGCACUAUCUUAUUUGAAGCAUAUUUACCAAUGCAUAAAAAUUGCUCAAAAUACAAAGUGUGACAUUUCUCAAUGGAUUCAAAUAUAUUUAAUGCUCCAUAUUUCCGAUCCGUAGAACAAAAUGGGUAGAAUUUUACCAUCAAAUAUUGAAUUUGCUGUUGAAAAUGAGAUAUAUUUGUUUUCCUUCAAUAAUUUAUAAACAGGAAACAUUGCCUCAGAUGCCUGAAGCGCUAAGGUCUUACAAGCCUUAGACCAAUGUAUUCUUGAGGACGGUAAUAGUCCUAAAUACUUAUAAUAAAGUCCAAUUUUUUAAUGUUUUUCACCAUAUAUCCAAUUUUCCUGCUUCGAUACAAUUCCUCCAUCAAAAACAAUAACAUUGGUUUUCACAAGGUUUACUUCUAAACCCCACUUAAUACCAAAGGACUGCAAUACAUUAAGCUGUUUCUGCAAGCAACAUACUAGGGCACCAGAGCAACAUCAUCCGUGAAAAGCAAUAGCAUAAUAUCUAUAAUGUUUUGUGUCACAAACACACCAGGAUGACAUUCUUUGUACAUUUCAGAAACAAGUUUGGUUAUAAAAAAGAUGAAUAAGACUGGGCUUAAGAUGCAACCUUGAGGAACACUACUGGUAGUAAAACAAGGAGUUAUAUCCGAGUCAGUUAUAAUACAUGCUUUGACUGAGAUAUACAUAUUUUUAAAAACUAAUGACAGUUUACCUCGACAUCAAUAGGUACAGCAGUUUUUUUCUAUCAACGUAAUCAAAAGCUUUGCGGAAAUCAACAAAGGCACAAUAAAAACGACCUCUAGGUUUACAUAAAUAUUUGGAGCAAAGUGACAAAGAUAUUGUCAUCUUCAGAAUACUCAGAGUGAAACGCUGCUUGAGCUUGAGAUAUCAUUUACGUCAAGCCAAAUUCUAAGUAGUUAUUCAACAAUAAAUGCAAAUAGUUUUCCCAUGACAUUCAAAACAGAUAUACCUCUGUAAUUGUUUGGUUGACUGACAUUUCCUGAUUUGUAUAAAGACAUUAUCAUUCCAAUAUUCCACGCAUCGGAGAAAAUACCUGUAUCAAGGAUUUUAUUGAAUAAAAGCAACAAAUAUGGUA
This is a messenger RNA of Haliotis rufescens (red abalone), 5013 nucleotides long. RefSeq names its product scavenger receptor cysteine-rich type 1 protein M130-like. NCBI's taxonomy places the organism in Eukaryota, Metazoa, Mollusca, Gastropoda, Lepetellida, Haliotidae. The coding region runs from base 281 to 2890 and encodes 869 amino acids. Gene Ontology annotation, cellular component: membrane. The transcript has 20 exons. The record is from RefSeq and is a predicted model, not a curated record.